Messenger RNA from Rhizoctonia solani, 5733 nucleotides. Its product is annotated as intermembrane space AAA protease IAP protein. Gene Ontology annotation, cellular component: m-AAA complex; membrane. Lineage: Eukaryota; Fungi; Basidiomycota; Agaricomycetes; Cantharellales; Ceratobasidiaceae. Gene Ontology annotation, biological process: RNA processing; mitochondrial protein processing; protein-containing complex assembly. The record is from RefSeq and is a predicted model, not a curated record. Bases 1 to 5733 code for a protein of 1910 amino acids. Gene Ontology annotation, molecular function: ATP binding; zinc ion binding; protein binding. The transcript has 14 exons.
AUGCAUACUUUCGUUCGUCGGGCAGCGUGUGCAAGACGUGUUCCACUGCAAGUACGUCCUCUUCCGUUGACGUCGACUAUUGCACCCAGGCUGGCCCGUGCAUAUGCAACCCCAACGGACGACAAACCGAGCAGUACACAAGAGAAGAAAGACUCGGAAAAGGGAAAGGAAAAGCAGUUAUCGGACGAGAACAAGGUGCCUCCAGCUCUGAAAGGCCUCGAAGGCUUUUUCGGUGGGAGCAAGUCCUCGGAGUCCGGCUCUCAGCACCACGAUCACGAGCAUGACGAGUCACACGAACGGCGCCAUCGAUCGACUCCUCCCCCCGGAGGCCCCAACAACCAACCAGGUCCGUCGAUGUACCAGAAUCUGGCGCUGGUUGGUACUGCACUUUAUCUCGCAUAUACGCUCUCCGCAACUAGUGCGGAUUCUCGCGAAAUUACAUGGCAAGAAUUCCAGAAUGCCUUUCUCGAGAAGGGGUUGGUCGAUAAAUUGACGGUAGUCAAUCGCACACGAGUGCGUGUACACCUUCAUUCGAAUGCGACGGGGACUAUGUACCCGCAAUCGACCGGGCAAGGUUAUUACUUUUCAAUAGGGAGCGUCGAAGCAUUUGAGCGCAAGCUAGAUGAGGCUCAACGCGAACUUGGUAUACCGAUCAACGAGCGUAUCCCCGUGGCGUACCAUGAGGAGAUCAGUGCACUCAAUACUGCCCUCCACUUUGCCCCAACGUUAAUCCUUGCCGGUCUCUUACUCUAUUUCUCUCGUCGUGCUACGGGUGGAGCAGGCGCAGGAGGCAGCGGUGGUAUAUUUGGUAUUGGCAAGAGCCGUGCUAAACUCUUUAAUCAAGAAACCGAUGUCAAAGUCAAAUUCAAGGACGUUGCGGGUAUGGAGGAGGCCAAAGUCGAGAUUAUGGAAUUCGUCAGAUUUUUGAAGGAGCCGGCCAAGUACGAGCGACUGGGAGCCAAGAUUCCCCGCGGUGCUAUCCUAUCCGGCCCCCCUGGAACUGGAAAGACAUUGCUUGCAAAGGCAACUGCUGGCGAAGCGUCCGUUCCGUUCCUGUCCGUCUCUGGUUCGGAAUUCGUAGAAAUGUUUGUUGGUGUGGGUCCUUCUCGCGUUCGGGAUCUCUUUGCGUCAGCCAAGAAGCACGCGCCGUGCAUCAUUUUUGUUGACGAAAUUGACGCCAUCGGAAAGUCGCGUGGGAAGGGUGGCAAUUUCGGUGGCAACGAUGAGCGCGAGUCGACACUGAAUCAAUUGCUUGUCGAAAUGGAUGGCUUUGGUACCAAGGAGCAUAUAGUUGUGCUAGCUGGUACUAACAGGCCCGACGUACUCGAUCCCGCUUUGAUGCGCCCUGGACGUUUCGAUCGUCAUAUUCAAGUAGAUCGACCCGACGUCUCCGGCCGCAAAGAAAUCUUCAUGGUGCAUCUCCGGCCACUCAAAUUGCACGAAUCUCUCAAACUUGAAGACAUUGCUCAAAAGCUUGCUGUCAUGACACCAGGAUUCUCAGGUGCAGAUAUUGCUAACGUCUGUAACGAAGCUGCCCUCCACGCUGCACGUGUCGAGAACGAUAGCGUCACUGAGACAAACUUUGACACUGCGAUUGAACGUGUAAUUGUUGGACUUGAGCGCAAAAGUCGUGUACUGGGCAAGGAGGAAAAGAAGACUGUGGCUUACCAUGAAGCUGGCCAUGCGGUGUGCGGGUGGUUCCUCGAGUAUGCGGACCCGUUACUCAAGGUUAGCAUCAUUCCUCGCGGUGUCGGCGCUCUAGGAUAUGCGCAGUACUUGCCUGCUGAACGUUACCUCUACUCAACUCCUCAACUCAUUGAUCGCAUGUGCAUGACACUUGGAGGCCGCGUGUCCGAGGAGAUAUUUUUUGGCGAGAUUACAACCGGUGCACAAGAUGACUUGCAGAAGAUUACCAAGAUGGCCUUUGAAGUUUGCGCCAACUAUGGGAUGAACGAAGUGAUCGGGCCGGUGAGCUAUGGUGGGCGAGACUCGAAGGAGUCAUUCCAGAAGCCGUUUAGUGAGAAGACCGGAGAAAUGUUGGAUAACGAAGUUCGAAAGAUGAUUGUGGCUGCACAUAAGCGCACGAAGGACCUCUUGACAGAGAAGAGGGAAGAAGUCGUCAAGGUCGCAGAGCGAUUACUUGAAAAGGAGAUUCUCACUCGACAAGACAUGAUUGAGCUUCUCGGAAAGCGACCGUUCAAGAAUCAGAGCGAUGACAUGGACAAGUACCUUGACAAGCAGGGUGAAAAGAGUGCACCUCCGCCGUUCGAAGGUCCUCAACCCGAGCCCUCAGUUGCGUCCGAAGCGGUGGACCCGAAAUCUAAAGGAAAAGAUAAGGAUAAAAACAAAGAUAAGGACAAACGGUCGAAACGUGAGGAGCGGGAACGAGAGCGGGAUCGGGACGAACACAAGUCGAAGGGUGAUCGAGACCGACACGAGGACAGGAGGCGGGACAGGCGGGACCGGGAGCGCUCUCGGUCUCCACGACGGAGAGAUAAGGAUAAGUCACGGGAUGUAAAGGAGCGCUCAAAGCACAGGGAGCGGGACGAUGGAGACAAACACUCAAAGGCCAAGAAAGCAGAAAAGGCAUAUCGAGAAGAGAAGCGCCGAGAGCGCAAAAGUAGGCAUGGGGAAAAGGAAAAGGAUAAGGAUAAAAAAGACAGGGGAAAGGAUAUUGACUCGGGCUCUGAGCUGGACGAACUUGGGGAAACAUAUAAUUUCGAACAGGACCUUGCCCAUGCGCGUAAACAACAAACGAUACUCAAGGACAAACAGCGAACCGAGUAUGAAUCGCUGGAGCUGUCGAACCUGUGUAUGGCCGAUGGAAAAGGUGAUAGCCAACUGAUGCAGUUUGGUUAUUUGGAAUCGAGCAAGGUUCCAAGGUUUAUGAGGGCUGGGUAUGGGAAUGUACUUGGAGCGCCACAUGGAUGGAAAAUUAUACGUGGGAGAGGAAGCAAUAGGCAGGUUGAAUUAGGCAAGGGCGGUCGUCCACCGGCAAAACGAUACGUUGACCGUCGAGCAAUCCCUUCCACAACUCGAAGACUCAUUCCUUCCAAAUCAACUCACUCAUUCACUCAAGAGGAAGAGGAAGAAGAGUUCAUUCGAGUAAACAAACGCCGAAAGCUCAAACAUGAUGACCUGGCAGACGAGGUGGACGACUUGGGCAAAGUCAAACGACGGGAGGAUGGCCCUGUUUACCGUGAAAUCACUCGUGUCAACUCUGAUUCGUCUGCCUCUGAUUUUUCAGACUCAGAAUCCGAUACAGAGCUUGUCACUCCAGAACUAACUCGUUCCGGAAAGCUGGCGGCUCGAGUAAAGGAGUACCCAAUGGAUAUAUCCGCCUGGAUGGCACUGCUAAAGCACAACGUGGCGCCUGCUCAAAACGAAUUGGCUCGCGCCGAAAUGGCUGUAUCGGUGUUAUCUAAAGCUCUGGCUGCCCACCCCGCCAAUGGACGAUCUCCCUCGCUCAGGUUACGAUUUCUGCGUGCAGGAGAGAUUAUUUGGCCCUCUCAGCAACUUGAAAAAGAAUGGGAAGGUGUUUUGAGAGAUUUUCCGCAUGAUGGGGACGUAUGGACCGAGUGGGUUGGAUGGAGAAUGCGGGUUGUACGGGUUAUCAACGGUGUUGAUGAUACUCUCGGCGAUAUUGCGCAUGCGUUCGAAGUUCUCCGUGGUAAUACGGAAGAACUUGAAAUGCAGAGGCUCAGGCUAUUCUGGAAGGCUUGUGUCUGGCUACGUCAGGCUGGGUAUAUUGAGCGCGCAAUUUCGGCUAUGCAAGCUCAGAUUGAAAUCACUUUCUUUCCUCCUUCGGACCGACCAGCUACCUUUCCAGAUACUCUGAAAAUGUUCGAGGAAUUUUGGGAUUCAGAAGUCCCGCGAAUAGGGGAGGAAGGAGCACAGGGAUGGGCAAAUUGGGUUUCUGGUGGCGGUUCAGGGGACGUAUACGAUGCGGGACAAGUAUUUAAGCAGCUACUGGAUCCCCCAGCCGAUCCAUACUUACAUUGGGCCCAACGAGAGAAAACCAUGGAUAGCACUUUGACUCAACCACUCCGUCUUCGUACUGCCAAUUUCCGCUUGGAUGAUCCUCACCGAGUCAUCGUCCUGUCCGACUUUUCGCCCAUUCUAACCCCGCUCGUCACACCAGUCGCCCGUCGAAAUUUGCUGUUUGUGUGUUUACAUUUUCUUGGCUUGCAUACACCUGGAUCAACCCCUCCGCCUGACGAUAUCUGGGCAGACGACAGAUGGAUGAAGCGCGAGAGCGAUUUGUUCCCUGAUCAACUCAAGUCUAUGGGACCCCGUGUUCUGGAUGGAGGCGCACUCAUUGGCCAUGAGAGGGUAUUGAGACCUGGAUGGGGACGCGUCAAAGAGUGGGGAUGGGGAGUGGGUAGAGUGGUCGGGGCAGAGUCAGAUAUGAAAGCAGGAAGCCAUAUGUGGGAAGCGGAGGAUCUUGUUGGCGUGGAUAUUGAAUUCACAAGUCGCGUAUUUUCUAUGCUAAGCCCUGUGGUUCAAGAUGAAAUGUGGGACGAGCACUGGCUUGCUUUUGAAGCCGCCUCUAAUUUGAAAAAAGCUUUAAAACUGUCGCGGUUACAAUUAGCUCAAGAUCAAACAUCUCUGUACCGCUGGGCAGGUCACGCCCGCCUAGAGCGCGCCCGAAAUAAACCUGAAGAAGCUCGCAAGAUUUACCGGGUCAACUUGACAAAUGUCAAGAUCGACCGACGAAGGCCCGGUGAACUCGAGCUCUGGUGGGACUGGUCAGAAAUGGAAUGGGUUCAGGAUAAAAGCGAAGAUGCUCUACAAGUCGUGUUAAUGGCUGCAGACGCUUCGGCCCCAACCCCAAUAGAGAUCCUCCGGGCGAAACGGAUAUAUGAUGCGUCUUUCAAGGACGAUUUCUCGAACGAUCCGAUGGCUCGCGUGGCGCUUGUGAAACUACGUGCACUACUAGAACUAUUGUCCACCAAAUCUCUGGCCUCUACUCUGGCCAUUUACAAUCACCACCUUCAAACUCCGCAAUUCCUCCAUCACACAGCAGAACACGAAGCUCUUGUGUUGUCAGCCACAUUAUGCGCAUUCCAUUAUUCACGUACAUUGGGAAACCCCUGUCCACCCAACAUAUUGCGAGACCAGGCUACUGCGGCCAUCAAGUUGUACCCAGGAAAUACUACUCUGCUUGGACUCUUCCUUGAGUCUGAACGUGGAGAGAAGGUCUGGGGUCGUGUGCGAACUGCAGUCUCGGACAUCAUCCUUCAGGAGGACUUGAAAGAUGAUAUGAAGACCGAAGUGUCACUCGCAAGAAUUUUAUGGGCUGUAUGGGUCGAAAGCUGGGAGCAUGGAAGCUACGAGCAAGAGCGUGUACGAAACGUACUCAGCAAAGCUAUUAGUGACCAUAGGACACGCCAAUCUCCAGUUUUAUGGCGCAUUUAUUUGGAGUUUGAGAUUCGAGCCGGUCAGCUUACCCGCGCAAAGGCGUUGCUUCAUCAGGCUAUAGGGGUUUGUCCUUGGGUAAAGGACUUUUAUCUCCUCCCGUUCAAUCAGCUGCGGCCUGUUUUUACCCACACCCAGCUAGAUUUCUGGAUCAAUGCCAUGGCAGAACGCCAAAUACGUACCCGGACUGAUGUUGAAGAGCUGCUGGUAGGUUGGAUACCAGAAGAGGAUUCAGAUUCAGAGAUUGAGGUGGAAGGUGGGGAGCACGACAUUGAAGAUAGGGCCCAAGAGCUUAGAAGACUGCGGCCUUACUGA